Molecule: messenger RNA, 1668 nt
Organism: Drosophila kikkawai
Lineage: Eukaryota; Metazoa; Arthropoda; Insecta; Diptera; Drosophilidae
Gene: ZIPIC
Product: Zinc-finger protein interacting with CP190
Biological process (GO): regulation of DNA-templated transcription
Molecular function (GO): RNA polymerase II cis-regulatory region sequence-specific DNA binding; DNA-binding transcription factor activity, RNA polymerase II-specific
Source: RefSeq, a predicted model, not a curated record
UUGUUGAACAGUGUUGGUAAGCUUCUCAAAAAUUUGGUGCAGAAAUCGUUCUGUCGGCGACACACAACCCGCGGAUCUGGCCACACUAACGGAUAUUUUGUAAAUAAAUUGCCAGAACCCCGAAAUGAAUUGUUGCAUUUGCCAGUUUUCUGUGCGCGCCCCCAAAAACAUACACACUGAGACAGUCGGGAAUCCGCCGGUUCUGAUCAGUGAUCUGGUCCUGCAAUGCACCAAGGGCACCGACUACGUCCUGGCCAAGGAGUCGUCGAUGAUAUGUAAGAAGUGCAGCGAAAAACUGACCCGAUACCACAAAUCAAUACAAAUCGCGCGCAAGCUGCGCCAGGAGAUCCUGGAACUCAUCCACAGCCCCUUCCUUGCCAAGGACCUAAACCAUUCGCCGCUGAAGGAUGAUGCGGUGAAGGUCGAACGCAUAGCCAAGUUCGAUGGAAAUAUUGAGGAAGCCGUCGACUUCGAGGAGCAGGAGUUUGAAGAGGAGGAGGAGGAGGAGGGCGGGGAAGACAUGGAUAGCGCCACGGAGACGGAGUUAGUGCACCAAGGUACUAUUGAGGAGGUAGUGGGGGAGGACGAGGAGCACACCUUUGUACUUAAUGAGGCAGACGAAGAAGGCGAAGAUGAGCAGUUCCAGUCGAUGGACCUAGAGUUAGAUAUUGAUAACGAGAUAAUCAUAAAUGAUGAGGCCACGGCCACCCAAGAGGAGGUCGUGCCGCAGACAAAGCAUGAAGCAGAAGAUGCUGAAUUCUUCAAGGAGGACACCAUGAGUGAAUUCGAAGACCAUCUGGACGGCACAAUAGAAUAUAUAAUAUCUGACGCCGAGGACCACGAGCAAGACUUGGACAGUUCAGGUGACUACAUAGUGAACAUCCAGUGCCCAAGCUGUCCAGAGAAGUUUUCUAGCCGGCGCGCCUACAAUGCCCACACAAAACGCGAGCACUUUCCGGGCUACGUCUGUGAUCAGUGCGGCAAAACCCUACAGUCUUACUCGGGAUUCAUUGGCCACCUGCAGAACCACGAGCCAGUGAAGCAGUUCGCCUGCCCCGUCUGCCCGGAACGUUUCAGCCGCAAGUUCAGGCUGAAGCACCACAUGGCCUGGCACACCGGUGAAACGCCCUAUCAGUGCGAGGUAUGCUCCAAGCGGUUCGUUCACAAGGUGGCUCUCUACAAGCACAAGAUGAUCCACGACAACGAGACGAAACGGCUGGAGUGCCAGGUUUGUGGAUUCAAGACCCGCACCAAGGCUCAUCUGGAGCGGCACACUCGCUCUCACACGGGCGACAAACCCUUUGCUUGUCCCGUAUGCAAUAAGCGUUUCUCCCAGAUGUACAACAUGAAGGCCCAUCUGCGGGAGCACGAGAGCCCGGGCACCAAUCGCCACCGACGCUUCCACUGUACGAAGUGCACGCACACGUUCAUAAACGAGCAGAACUACAUAAGCCAUGUGCAGCGCGACGACUGCACGGCAGUCUAGCAAUUGCACGUCCAAUCGAAUAUUGUACAUAUAUGUUUAGAUAUUUCCACAGGGGGUUCAAUUCAAUUCAAGAGGAGCAUACAGCUACAGUACCCUUGCAUGACUACCAUCCGGCUGGAGGGAAACAGCUCAAGGAGUGCAUUACGUUCUAUCCGUGUACUUUUUUUAUUAAAUCUAUAUGC